This is a messenger RNA of Oncorhynchus nerka (sockeye salmon), 3314 nucleotides long. Its product is annotated as cyclin-Y-like protein 1. Bases 1357 to 2196 code for a protein of 279 amino acids. The record is from RefSeq and is a predicted model, not a curated record. Gene Ontology annotation, molecular function: cyclin-dependent protein serine/threonine kinase activator activity; protein kinase binding. Lineage: Eukaryota; Metazoa; Chordata; Actinopteri; Salmoniformes; Salmonidae. Gene Ontology annotation, biological process: regulation of cyclin-dependent protein serine/threonine kinase activity; regulation of canonical Wnt signaling pathway. The transcript is spliced from 4 exons. Gene Ontology annotation, cellular component: plasma membrane.
UGGAAGUUUACAUACACUUAGGUUGGAGUCAUUAAAACUCCUUUUUCAACCACUCCACACAUUUCUUGUUAACAAACUAUAGUUUAGACAAGUCGGUUAGGAUAUCUACUUUGUGCAUGACACAAGUCAUUUUUCCAACAGUUGUUUACAGACAUAUUAUUUCACUUAUAAUUCACUGUAUCACAAUUCCAGUGGGUCUGAAGUUUAAAUGCACAGUCAACUUUGUGUCUUUAAACCACUUGGAAAAUUCCAGAAAAUGAUGUCAUGGCUUUAGAAGCUUCUGAUAGGCUAAUUGACAUCAUACAUCAUGGGAAAAUCAAAAGAAAUCAGUCAAGACAUCCAGAAAAAAAAUGUACGAAAUGUACAAACAAUAGUACAAGUAUAAACACCAUGGGACCACGCAGCCGUCAUACCGCUCAGGAAGGAGACAAGUUCUGUCUUCUAGAGAUGAACGUACUUUGGUGCGAAAAGUGAAAAUAAGUCCCAGAACAACAGCAAAGGACCUAGUGAAGAUGCUUGAGGAAACGGGUACAAAAGUAUCUAUAUCCACAGUAAAACGAGACCUAUAUCAACAUAACCUAAAAGGCCGCUCUGCAAGGAAGAACCCACUGCUCCAAGACCGCCAUAAAAAAGCCAGACUACGGUUUGCAACUGCACAUGGGGACAAAUAACACCAUCCCAACCGUGAAGCACGGGGGUGGCAGCAUCAUGUUGUGGGAUUGCUUUGCUGCAGGAGGGACUGGUGCACUUCACAAAAUAGAUGGAUUCAUGAGGGAGGAAAAUGAUGUGGAUAUAUUGAAGCAACAUCUCAAGACAUCAAUCAGGAAGUUAAAGCUUGGUCGCAAAUGGGUCUUCCAAAUGGACAAUGACCCCAAGAAUACUUCCAAAGUUGUGGCAAAAUGGCUUAAGGACAACAAAGUCAAGGCAUUGGAGUGAUCAUCACAAAGCCCUGACCUCAAUCCUAUAAAACAUUUGUGGGCAGAACUGAAAAGGCGUAUGCGAUCAAGGAGGCCUACAAACCUGACUCAGUUACACCAGAUCUGUCAGGAGGAAUGGGCCAAAAUUCACCCAACUUAUUGUGGGAAGCUUGUGGAAGGCUACCUGAAACAUUUGACCCAAGUUGAACAAUUUAUAGGCAAUGAUACACUCUAUUAGUAUUUGGUAUGUAAUCCUCUGACCCACUGGGAAUGUGAUGAAAUAAAUAAAAGCUGAAGUCAUUCUCUACUAUUAUUCUGACAUUUCACAUUCUUAAAAUAAAGUGGUGAUCCUAACUGACCUAAAACAGGGAAUUUUUACCAGGAUUAAAUGUCAGAUUGUGAAACUGAGUUUAAAUGUAUUUGGCUAAGGUGUAUGUAAAUGUCCGACUUCAACUGUAACUUGUUGAGAGUAGUCUAUAUGCAAUUUAAGACUGAAUGUGUUGAGUCUGGGCUGGUGUAUCAUGUGAGGUUGGUGGCACCUUAUUUUGUGGAGGACUGGCUCGUGGUAAUGAGUGGAAUGGUAUCAAAUGCAUUAAACACAUGGUUUGAUGCCAUUCGCUUCUUUUCUAGACAUUAUUAUGAGCCGUCCUCCCCUCAGCAGCCUCCGCUGGUGUUCAUUGUAUCUGUGUCUAACACGGUCUUCUCCCUGAAGAGAGAGCAGGUUCCUGGUGACUACUCUCGUACGGACCCCGAGCACAAACUCAUCUACCGCUUUGUCAGAACUCUGUUCAGCGCUGCACAGCUCACUGCAGAGUGUGCCAUCGUCACCUUGGUGUACCUGGAGCGUCUGCUGACCUACGCUGAGAUGGACAUCUGCCCAUGUAACUGGAAGCGCAUUGUACUGGGAGCCAUCCUGCUGGCCUCCAAGGUGUGGGACGACCAGGCUGUCUGGAACGUAGACUACUGCCAGAUCCUCAAAGACAUCACUGUGGAGGAUAUGAACGAGAUGGAACGCCAAUUCCUGGAGCUGCUGCAGUUCCACAUCAACGUCCCGGCUAGUGUUUAUGCCAAGUACUACUUCGACCUGCGCUCUCUGGCUGACGACAACAGCCCCCGCUUCCCCCUGGAGACACUCGGCAACGAGAGGGCACAGAAACUGGAGGCCAUCUCCAGACUGUGUGAGGACAAGUAUAAGGAUUGGAGCCGAGCAGCCGUAAAGAGGUCCUUUAGCGCUAACAACCUGGUGGGCAUCCGCUGCGCCAAUGCUGUACUCUCAUAGGCCAGCCAUACUACAGCACUGUUCUCUCAUUGGACAAAUGUCACUCGAAUGCUGUUCUCUUAUUGGACAGCCAUACUCCAAUGUUGUGCUCACUGGACAGCGACACAAUAUCUGACCUCUACAGCCUAACCAACAAACACUCCAGGAUACAUAACCAUGACUCGCCACCAACCCCUCUCAGGGAUUUGUCGUUGGCAGCCCCUCAAGCCCACUCCCCUGACUGGCUGGUCCCAGACCCCUGUGCAAAAUAACUACAGAGAGAAGAGUAGACUCUUUUCCUGUUUAUUUAAUAAAUAAGAAAAGUAUAUAUAUUUGCUUACUAUGUAGGCUGCUAGUUGUGACAUUUUUGUUUUUAAAUGGAAAAAUAAUUUGCAGAUGGAGUAUUUUACAUAAACACUAAUCAUCCGUGUGGCUUUCAUUGGAGUGGAGAUGAGACUAUGCAAGAGUGGCACAGCGCAUUGUAAAAAUGUACAUUUUUACUUUACACAUCAAAUGACACAUACUCAGAAACAGAUUGGUCCACAGUUUAAUUCUCUAUCAGUCAGAGACAAAUGAAACGAGUGAGAGAAUGCAUUUUCAUAAAUAUCUAUUAAAAAAACUAAUCUGACAUUUCAUUCUUGGAGAAGUAAGUACACACAACGAUGCAGUCGACUCAUCUAUGGAAGGAUGCCAAAGCAGAUUUACAAAUGAUGGGGUAGAACACAGAGGAAACAGGCUAAUAAAUUAAACAGACACUGGACCAUUUACACAUUAGUCUGGUUAGAAAAACAACGAGGCACACGACAACUUGGACAAGCACAGCAGAGUAAAACGGCAACUUGACAAGGUUUUGGUUCACCCAGAGUUUUGGUUCAACCAUACUCUGGCUCUCCACCAUAGUUCCUAUAGAUGAUUAGUAUAUCAAUUGUAAGACUGUUUUUGAUGUCUGCAGGAUACCAUUGAAAAGAAAUGGUUUGCCUUUUUUUUGUAAACCUCUGACUUGUAAAACACACAAGAUAAGUACUGACACGGUCAUUGAAAAUGUAUACAGAGCCCUAAGAGAUACAUACGUUCACCAUUGGGUUGGUGUGAACAGUUCCUGUGUGUACCACUAGAGGCAGUAACACCAUGGCAAAGGA